Molecule: messenger RNA, 4127 nt
Organism: Cynocephalus volans (Philippine flying lemur)
Lineage: Eukaryota; Metazoa; Chordata; Mammalia; Dermoptera; Cynocephalidae
Gene: GPT2
Product: glutamic--pyruvic transaminase 2
Exons: 11
Coding region: 114-1742 (542 amino acids)
Biological process (GO): biosynthetic process
Molecular function (GO): pyridoxal phosphate binding; L-alanine:2-oxoglutarate transaminase activity
Source: RefSeq, a predicted model, not a curated record
GGUCCCAGUCGCCGGGGGAUGGGCAUCCAGCUCAGGGGCCAGGCUGGCACCGCUCGCUGAAAGAUCUCUUGACUGGGCUUGUGGGGGAGACGGGUGCCCGCCUGAGGCUAUGCAUGACGUGUUUAUUCUCUUUCUUUCCUUGUGCUCAGGUUUCCCUCGGCAGGCGCGCGAUGCAGCGUGCGGCGGCCCUGGUCCGGCUGGGCUGCUGCCCCCAGGCUCGGGUCUCCUGGGGCCGUAGUCAGAGCAGCGCGGCCGCCGAGGCCUCGGCCGUGCUCAAGGUGCGGCCCGAGCGCAGCCGGCGCGAGCGCAUCCUCACGCUGGAGUCCAUGAACCCGCAAGUGAAGGCAGUAGAGUACGCGGUGCGGGGACCCAUCGUGCUCAAGGCCGGCGAGAUCGAGCUCGAGCUGCAGCGGGGUAUCAAAAAACCAUUCACUGAGGUCAUCCGAGCAAACAUCGGGGAUGCCCAGGCCAUGGGCCAGCAGCCAAUCACCUUUCUCCGACAGGUGAUGGCACUCUGCACCUACCCAAACCUGUUGGACAGCCCCAGCUUCCCAGAAGAUGCUAAGAAACGAGCCCGGCGCAUCCUACAGGCUUGUGGCGGGAACAGCCUAGGGUCUUACAGUGCUAGCCAGGGUGUCAACUGCAUCCGUGAAGAUGUGGCUGCCUACAUCACCAGGAGAGAUGGCGGCGUGCCUGCAGACCCAGACAACAUCUAUCUGACCACUGGAGCUAGUGAUGGUAUUUCUACAAUCCUGAAGAUUCUCGUCUCUGGGGGUGGCAAGUCACGGACGGGUGUGAUGAUCCCCAUCCCACAGUAUCCCUUGUACUCGGCGGUCAUCUCUGAGCUCGAUGCCAUCCAGGUGAACUACUACCUGGACGAGGAGAACUGCUGGGCCCUGAACGUGAACGAGCUCCGGCGGGCACUACGAGAGGCCAAAGACCACUCUGACCCCAAGGUGCUCUGCAUCAUCAACCCCGGGAACCCCACAGGCCAGGUACAAAGCAGAAAGUGCAUAGAAGAUGUGAUUCACUUUGCCUGGGAAGAGAAGCUCUUUCUCCUGGCUGACGAGGUGUACCAGGACAACGUGUACUCUCCAGACUGCAGAUUCCACUCCUUUAAGAAGGUGCUUUAUGAGAUGGGCCCUGAGUAUUCCAGCAACGUGGAACUUGCCUCCUUCCACUCCACCUCCAAGGGUUACAUGGGCGAGUGUGGCUACAGAGGAGGCUACAUGGAAGUGAUCAACCUGCACCCUGAGAUCAAGGGCCAGCUGGUGAAGCUGCUCUCAGUGCGUCUGUGCCCACCAGUGUCUGGACAGGCUGCCAUGGACAUCGUCGUGAACCCCCCGGUGCCAGGAGAGGAGUCCUUCGAGCAGUUCAGCAGGGAAAAGGAAUCUGUGCUGGGUAAUCUGGCCAGAAAAGCAAAGCUGACAGAAGACAUGUUUAACCAAGUCCCAGGAAUUCACUGCAACCCAUUGCAGGGAGCCAUGUAUGCCUUUCCUCGAAUCUUCAUCCCCGCCAAAGCUGUGGAGGCAGCUCAGGCCCAUAAAAUGGCCCCAGACAUGUUUUACUGCAUGAAGCUCCUGGAGGAGACUGGCAUCUGUGUCGUGCCUGGCAGUGGAUUCGGGCAGAGGGAAGGCACCUACCACUUCAGAAUGACCAUUCUCCCUCCAGUGGAGAAGCUGAAGACGGUGCUCCAGAAGGUGAAAGACUUUCACAUAAAGUUCCUGGAGAAGUACGCUUGAGGACACCUCGGGGUCCAGAGGGAGGCUCGUCCUCGGGUCUUCUCCUGAUUCCCACCUGGGCCAGGCUGAACUCACCUCCCCCGUGACCCCGCCUCAGGCCUCACGGAGGUCACUGGUCGCGUUCAUCAUCAUUUUGCCACAGGAGACUUCUUUCUUUGUGCCUUGAUGUUGGGAGCACUUCUCUUCUGAGCAAACAGAUUUGCGAUGUCUUGGAGGCCCUGAUUUUUUUCAUGCAACCAAAGUAGAGGGGACUUGCUCAGCAGAUAUGCCUGGGACUCUCCGAAUCUGUUAUUGUUGUUGCUUUUGGAAAGUUCAUUUGGGGUUUUAAACCAUCAGGAUGUGUUGAGUGAGAUGUGUCAGAUCUGGAGAAACAACCAGGUGUCGGGAAAUGUAUAGUUUAAACAUGGUGAGGACUGGAAAUCCAGAACUCACCAACAUGAUCUGUGAAAUAAAACCCUUAGUGGUGUGAAUAUCUAGUCCUUCAAACAGUAGAGCCUGGAAGUCCAGUGGGGGUUCAGAGAGGGUCCACCAUUCUGGCCUGGAGGUAGAUAGCCUAUCUCAGACGAGAAUGGUGAGAUCGGUAGCACAAGGGUUGGACAGGAUGCCAGGCUAGGUUGUGGUGGUCAUGGGGCUACAGCCAAAGUCAGAGGGUCCUGCGGGGGAGGAGCGGGUGUGAGCCAGGCUCCUUGCUGACCCAGGUGUCUGCUUCUGAACAACACAAUGGGUAGUGAGGUCUCUGCACACAAGGGCUUUGAGGAUGAAGGGUUCUCUUGAACAUGCUUAGGCUGGGAUCCGCAUCUGAGAGGAUCCCUGGACUUUGGGGACAUGGUACAGCCCAGCAAUAUCCCUGCCUGGUAGCAAGCGGAUUCAUCCCAUUGGUUACCCAAGGACAGUUCUAUCCCAAGGGCUUGAAUGAUCUUUUACACAUGUUGCCUCCUGCACACAGCGACAGGGACAACGAAAGACUGAAAAUGUCCUGAUCAGGGAGGGAGGUGCUCAAGGACUUGACGAACAGUCAAGCCCUUGUAGUUUCUUGAAUUGUUUCAAACUGAAUUUGGCCCAUUUCCUAACUCUUAACUGGUAAAAGUGCCCUGUAUCCUGGCUGCUGUUGAGGAGUACAUGAGAUCUGAUUGGAAGUUUAUUGAAGUAUUUCAGUGCAAAAUGCUUUGCCUUCGCGUUAGCUGCUGGCUCCCUUCCCAGAUCUUCAGACCGUGUCCUGUGACAUCAGUCGUCUCUCCAGGCCGAAUGGGUAUCAGCCACCAUGCAUGUAGCUUCCGUGUCAUGAGCAAACCUGGAGAGGGGCCCAACCCACACCCCAAGGAGGCAGGUGCUCCAGGCAGCAGCAGGCUUAGUGCUCUCUUCCCGUUCAGCUGGAGCCCUGCCCCUCACCAUCUGCCCUCUCCAGUGGGAAGUUAAGGGAGCCAAGGCCAGCUCAGGAGUCGGGGGACCCAGCAAGUCCCAAAAUGGAACUGAAGAAGCUGGAGAGAGAAAUCUGAAGAGGCUAAAGAGUGGGGUUUGAAAGUAGCCUCCUAUGCUAUAAUUUCCACACUGGGUCUAUGCAGGGGAAUGAGAUAGAAAACUUCAAACUUUCAUUACUCACUAGCAUUACAGUACCCACGAAGAAAGUAGCCACAAUAUCAAGUAACAAAAGGGAAUGUUUUAACUUUUCCUCCCUUGACAUAUUGAAAAAAUUGCACUUGUGCUUGUUGUAUGGUAUAUAGACCAGGAUGGGUCCCAGAGUCAUGAGAUUCCUGGUGGAAAGGUUAAAGAGUAGAAGCUAGUCUAUUUUUUAUAUUUUUGUAACAAUUGCUUUUUUCAUGGGAUGGGAGAGGGUAGUAUUUAUAGUCUUAAUAAAUCCAGUAAUUUUUAAUCUCUAAAGAUUAUAAAUAGUCCCAAAAAACUUUACAACGUUUACAUGAUUUUUUAAAAGAUGCCAUAUAACAUUUGAUUUGCUUUUAAAAUAAAUGAAUAAUAUGGUCCACUAGUUUAGGAAGUUAACUUCAGAUAGGAAUGCUGAUCGUGAUAGAUUGGAUUUUCUGUACAUUCUCUUCCGGUGCCUUUCCUAUUUGGGCACCACCCAGGAAAGUUGAUUGUCACUUGGGGUUGCACUUUGAAUCUACACCUGUGAAGUUUCUGUCAGAUCUGUGUGUGGGUGAUGCCGGGGAAGCUCGUGACGGGCUGUACCUUGGGCGGUCCAUCACCUCACACCUCAAGCCUGGGCUGGUUGUUUCUGUUCUGAUGUGUGGAGUUUUCAGGAAGAGCAGACAGAGACCUGUAUAUGGCUAUUUUCCAGUCUAGGUUCUCACAGGCAUCUCCUGACAAAGGUACUUAAUGAUAGCUCUGCUGGAAAUUUUUGAACAAUAAAAUAUGUGUCCAAAAUGGUGA